UUCCUUUUCUAAAUUUCAUUUAAUUUAAUAUGAAUAUGAAAAAUUACAGAAAAUUAGGUGGAAUAAUACUCUAUAGAUCCAGUGAGCAAUAUUUAUAGCAAAACAGUGCUGUAUUAUCCUGGCCAGCCUAGAGACCUAGGAAGAGAAAAGGAUUAUUUGAUUAAGAGAUAUACAGAAAGAACCUCCUUGCUGAAAUAGUCAGAAUAACAUCCCUGGGCUUGAAGAGGGGACUUCCUCCGGUUCGUUACUAACUAAGGAUGCUAAAAAUAUCAAGUCUAUUCUUCAGAGACUUCAAGGAAACCGAGAGGAAAGAAAGACCGAAUACAAUAAUCUGAUGAGUACCAUUUCUUCUGCGAGAGGAGAUAAGUCUGCCAGUGCAAGAUGUCCCCAAUCCAGGAACCGAAGUAAAAAGAAUAUCCUACAAAAUGCAUUGAGUUUAUCACAGCUAGAAAAAGUACCAAAGAAGCCCAAUGCAAAGCAGAGGCAGCCAUUCACUUCUCUACCGAAGCUGAACAGUAUGUCUUGCCUACCUAACUAUAGCAAUUGGGCCUUCAGCCACAGAGGUGAAGACAGGAUUUCAGAAGUUUUACUUGAUUAACAACAGCUCAACUGAACAGUUCUUACUACUCAAUGAUAGGGUGAAGAAUCAGGGUCUAACAGAUUCCUCUAAGAAUCGGUCAAAGUUUCUUAAGAACUUAUCAUUGAACUCGAAGCUUAGUAGGAGGGUAGAUAAGGCAAGAGAUCUUUCAAAGAACACCAUGAGUAUAAACCUUCCUAAAGCCGAUGAGGUUGAACUGAUGGAGAAAUAAACUCAGAGAAACUGAUGAGUGUGACAUUGUCGUAUUACCAGGCAAAUCAGUCGAAUUAGAGCAAAAGCCUGCUAGAUCCUCUCGAAUCAGGACCGAACGUUAUAGUGGGCCCAAGGAUCUUACUUCUCUUCCUAUAAAGAUCAAGCAGAAAUAAAAUCAGCAAGAACUUUAGGUUCAGACCUAGCAAACCUAAGAUUAAGUUAGUCAAGAAGAAUAUGCAGAGGGAGAUGGGGUUCCGCCAUCCCAAGGGACUAGCACAGAAGAAAAAAAGUAAUCAUCUUGAGGAAUCUCCGAUAAAUCUCCGCCGAGAGAAGUCCAAAGAGUCAAUAAACAGGGAUAUCUACGAAGAUUUUGGCAACAAGUUCUUAUGUGACUUGACCUAAUAGCUAUCUUAAAGAAUGAGAAGGGAUGUACAACUAAACGUUAGCAUCAAAUUUUGCAGCUAAAUUUGGAUAAAAGUCUAGACAAUCCUUUUUGAGAUCUAUGGGAGUAAGGAUUUUCAGUGGCUCUGAACAUAGCUUCUAAUUUAUCACACUG
Moneuplotes crassus is the source of this 1346-nucleotide messenger RNA. The record is from the annotation of a GenBank genome assembly. Lineage: Eukaryota; Ciliophora; Spirotrichea; Euplotida; Euplotidae.